This is a messenger RNA of Melanotaenia boesemani (Boeseman's rainbowfish), 6312 nucleotides long. Its product is annotated as multiple PDZ domain protein. The record is from RefSeq and is a predicted model, not a curated record. NCBI's taxonomy places the organism in Eukaryota, Metazoa, Chordata, Actinopteri, Atheriniformes, Melanotaeniidae. Gene Ontology annotation, molecular function: protein binding. The coding region runs from base 128 to 5899 and encodes 1923 amino acids. The transcript is spliced from 44 exons.
AGCGCUUGCAAACAAGCAUGGCACAGGCCCUGGAGGAGAAAAUCUAGGGGAGCCAAACAGAGAAGUAUGACACUUAAUUGAGGCAUCAGGGAGAUUAAAAUAAAUUUGAGGAUUGUGUCAGGCAGCGAUGGAGAUCAUGGAUGCACAGUGUGCCUUGGAGGCUGUGGAGAGGCUGCAAGCCAAACUGAAGGAGAGAGGGGAGGCUCCCACUCAGGAAAAACUAACCCUGCUAAAGACUGUCCUACAGAGCCCCCUGUUCCUUCAUAUACUCAGCUUGCAGCAAGCCCAGCAGAAGCCCUCGGCGAAGGGGAAGGGCAUUUCCAAGUCUCUGUCCAUGAACUGUGGCCCAUGCCAGGGCUUACCUCUUGAUGUGAAGACGCUGAGCCAUAGUGACUCAUAUACAUGGGCCAUGGAGAACCGAAGGCCCAGCAAAACCCUCCAGAGGGAUGGCAGCAUCUCCUCUUUAGGCUCACAGGAGCUGUCCCUUAUAGACAUCUACCAAGACAAACCCACUCACAUGGAAUCUCAGUACUGCACUCCUCCUCGAAUCUCUCGCACCAUGUCAAUGGGGAGAAACCUUUCUGCUAUUGCACAUGAGAGGCGUCAUGUGGAGAUAAUAGAACUGAUCAAUGAUGGGAAAGGACUUGGUUUUGGUAUCGUUGGAGGAAGGAGCACAGGCGUCAUGGUCAAGACCAUUCUUCCUGGAGGAGCAGCUGGAAGGGACACUCGCCUGUGUAGUGGAGAUCAGAUCCUGCGCAUCGGAGACACAGAUUUAGCAGGCAUGAACAGUGAACAGGUGGCCCAGGUGCUGCGAAAUGCUGGUACCAAGGUGAAGCUGCUCAUUGCCAGGGAUGUUACCAAGGACAAUCACCUUUCCUCUCCUGUCCUCACCCAGUACAGCUUGGAUGGCAAGCUCAAUGACUCAAGCGAUGACUAUGAGUUCAGCAUGCAGUUUACUAAAAACAGUCGAGGGUUGGGAUUUACCAUUUCAAGCUAUGUGGGAGACCUAAACUCAGUCUACAGUGCUGGCGUGAUGGUAAAAAGCAUAGUGGAAGGCAGCACUGUCAGUCAAGAUGGACGCAUGCAUGUUGGGGAUAUCAUCCUGGCCGUAGAUGGAGUGAGUCUUCAGGGCUGCAGUGAACAGCGUGCCUUGGAAGUGCUCAGGAGGACAGGUCCCCUGGUCAGACUGCGGCUGCUGAGAAAAGCUGUCUGUCUGAGUCACAUCCUGCCUGUAGUUCCGCCUCUGCAACCCCUACGACACUCCCACAGUUUUCAUGCAGGAAACCCAUACAAAGUUGGCCUCACCAAGAUUCAAGAGACAGGAAUUUGUUCUCUGCGUGAAAUCUCCCGGCGAGCAGCAUAUGCCAGCAGACGACCCCGACACGAUUCCAGAGUCGGUGUAAAACUGACUCUAGAUGAAGAGGAAAACCUGACGAAGAGGUGGCAGCGCGCACUUGGACCUCGAUAUGACGUGACUGUGUGUCAGCUUGAGCGGUUCAGUGAGACCAGUGGUCUGGGCAUCAGUUUGGAGGCUCGGGCAGGACAUCACUAUUUGUGUUCCAUCUUACCUGAGGGACCUGUUGGCCAAAGUGGCAAGGUCUUUAUUGGAGAUCAGAUAUUAGAGGUGAAUGGGAUCCCCCUUAUUGGAGUGACACAUAAAGAGGUGGUCAGUAUUCUGAAGGGGCUCCCGGUGCGCGUAUACCUUGUGUGUUCUCGCAUUGUGCCGCCUUCAGUCCUUGACAGUGAUGAGGAAGAUGACGGUGUCCAUCUCAGCAUGAAAGAGCUGCUGGCUGAAUUCAAUGACAAGCUGGACCAGGGCUGUGUUAUCCCUUGUCCUACAGCUGAGGACAUUACCAAGCGUGGUGUGCCCCCUAUGUCACCUCCUCUGGCCAUGUGGGAGAAAGAGGCUCAAGUGGUGGAGCUGGAAAAAGGCGAGUUGGGACUGGGCUUCAGCAUCCUGGACUACCAGGAUCCAGAGGAUGCAACCAAAACAGUCCUGAUAAUCCGGUCCUUGGUGCCUGGAGGUGUGGCAGAUCAAGAUGGUCGCCUGUUACCUGGUGACCGAUUGAUGUUUGUUAAUGAAACUGACCUAGAAGGCUCGAGUCUGGAUUAUGCUGUACAUGUCCUAAAAUCCACUGGCUACGGUCCCGUCCACAUUGGUGUUGCCAAACCUCUUCCACUGGAACUGUGCGGCGGCUUGACGCCCAUCUCAGAGAGGAGCACACGGGCUUCAUGCGAUGACACAGACAGCCACACUCUGAUUAGCCUGCUAGCUGAGCCGGCUGAGGCUAAUAUCAACACAACUUGGAACUUUGAAGACAAGAGUGUCUACCAGCCGUGUUACACGGAAAACCAGCUGCGUCAUCGUUUCGUUGUCAUGGAAGAUGACAGUAAACAGCAAGCUCCACCUCUGCCACCUCGCACAAGCUUUGAGAGGACAAUCACUGUUGUCCGGGGCAACCGUAGCCUUGGAAUGUCGGUGAGUGCUAUCAAGGAUGGCUCAGGCAUACUGGUGCGCAGCGUGGUCCAGGGGGGCUCUGUUUGCCAGGAUGGCAGGCUGGGGGUGGGGGACGCCAUCCUGGCCAUCAACGGAGAACCUGCCUCCAACCUGACCAGCGCCCAGGCCAGGGCUAUGCUCCGCAGACACUCUGUUACAGGGCCAGAGAUAAGUAUAACUUACGUUCCAGCUAACCAGGUGGAUGAACACCGAACUCGCCUGUGUUUGCCCCCUCUGGCAUCCAUCUCGACAGACAGCGCCUCCUCCUCACCCAUCUUACCAGCUCCUUCUCCUGAGCCUACAUCAGCCCCAGCCAGAUCCUCCAGCCCCCUGGCUUCAUCCAAGCUCAAACCAUCUGCCUCAGUCAAAUUUAAAGCUGCAACUCCAGAUCCCGCCGCAGUCAGACCUUCUGCUUCAUUUAAAGCUCCAUUUAAAGGCCCAGCCAUAGUCCCUACCAUCACCCCGGCCUCAGACUUAAGUUGGCAGAUUCCAAAAGCUUUACCUCAAAAGAAUAAGGAAGAGGAAAAAUAUGGAGGCAUUGUGCAGGACAAAGGGGACAAGAUGAAUGCAGAUGUGGAAGCACCAAAACCAGAAGUGCAGAUAAAGCUGGAUGGUAAAGAAGAAGGACAUGAAGAGCUUCAUUGUGACGCCACAGUGUCUUGGGAUCAAUCUAGAAGUGUGAUACUGACACGAGCACCAGGCCAAUCCCUGGGCAUCAGCAUAAUGGGAGGCAGAGGGAUGGGCCGAAGACUGAGUAGUGGAGAGAUGAUGAGGGGUGUCUUCAUCAAACACAUUAGCCCAGACAGCCCAGCCACACGGGAUGGCACCCUAAGGACUGGAGACAGGAUUCUCGAGGUGAGUGGUGUGGACGUAAGAAAUGCCAGCCAUGAGCAGGCAGUAGAGGCCAUCCGCAGGGCUGGAGACACUGUGGUACUUGUCGUCCAGUCUGGGCAGCUAAAAUCUUCGUCUUCUUCAGUCUUCAAUCAUGAAAGACUAAGUCCAACGUCAUUGUCCAACUCACACAACAGCAAGGAAGCAGAUACUCUCAGCAGUCUUUUCCUUAGUCUCUCCCCUGCAAACCCCUUCACUCCCACCCCCUUUAAGGCGCCUUCACCAACAUCGGAUAAGAUGGAUCAGAAAAGCCCUGCGAAUGUCACGCCAGUCACAAUGGUAGCAGAAGAUGGGGACGACACCAGCAGGAAAAAGAUGCUUCAGCGCUAUGGCAGUCUGUCAGGAAAGCUCCACAUGAUUGAGCUGGAGAAGGACCCUGCAGCUCAGGGUCUGGGAAUCAGCCUCGCAGGAAACAAGGACGGCUCCAGGGCUCGCAUGAGCGUCUACGUGGCAGACGUAGACCCUCGAGGCCCCGCCGGUUUGGAUGGGAGGAUACACGUUGGGGAUGAGCUACUGGAGAUCAACGGUCAGAUCUUAUACGGCCGGAGUCACCAAAAUGCCUCCACCAUCAUCAACAAUGCUCCAUCUAAAGUCAAAAUCAUACUGAUCAGAAAUAAAGCAGCUCAAAUGGUCACUGUUAGUAGACAGUGUGAAGACACAGUGGACUCCCAUCCAGACACUGCAGAGGGUGGAGAAUCAUCCACACAAAUGGAGCAUAUUAUCCUUCCUCAGGAUCAUGUAGGUCUGGGCCUUUGUGUUGUAGAGGAUGUUUCCAAAGGAGGAGUGGUGGUCAGGUCCCUGAUCCAGCAUGGCACUGCCAGUAAGGACGGCAGGAUAAAGGUUGGGGACAUAAUCAUAGCGGUGGGAGAUGAACCUGUGGCUGGACUCUCAGUGGAAAAGGUGUCCAGUUUGAUUCUCAAGCACCAGGUCACUGUCAAGCUCUCCAUCAGCCGUCCCAAGAGUCCCUCUUUCUCCUCUCCUCUACCUCACUCUUCAUCACUCUCAUAUUCGUGCUCACUGCCCUCUUCUUCCCCCCAACUCCUUCAGGUCUCCCUCCCCUCCUCUUCAUCUCCCAGCACCACCCAGGCCUCUACUGUGGGACAUUCUGAUUGGCUAGACACUACUCCCACAACUUCUGACCCCCUGAGCUGCCCAGUUGUUGCUGGAAGGGAAACAACCAUAGAGAUUUGUAAAGGAAAUUUAGGCCUUGGCCUCAGCAUUGUUGGAGGAUGUGACACUCUGCUGGGGGCAGUAAUAAUCCAUGAAGUGAAUGAUGGAGGAGCAGCACAAAGAGAUGGAAGACUGCAGGCUGGAGACCAGAUAUUAGAGGUAAAUGGCAUAGACCUGCGGCAGGCCACACAUGAUGAGGCCAUCGCUGUGUUGCGGCUCACCACUCAGCGUGUUCAGCUGUGUAUCUUCAGGCACCAGGAGGCCUACAGGGAGGAAGACCUGUGGGAUGUCUUCAGUGUGGAGCUCAGGGCUCGUUCUGGAGAGGGACUGGGGUUCAUGACUGUGGGGAAGAGUAAUGACACAGGCAUCUUUGUGUCAGAUAUCAUCAGAGGAGGUGUAGCAGAUUCAGAUGGCAGGUUGUUGCUCGGUGACCAGAUUCUGUCAAUCAAUGGGGAGGAUGUCCGCGCCGCACUGCAAGAGCAUGCACAGAAGCUUCUGCAGAGUUGCAGUGAAGCAGUCCACCUGGAAGUAGCUCGUUUUAAGGCUGGGGUGCAGUGUCCACAGAGGAGUCAGGAGUAUUUUAAGUUUUGUUUUAUCCAGAACGAAGACUCAGACUGCUCUACUCUGACACCCCAAAGUGGAUGUGAUGUGUCCUUCAGCCAGCAGAGGGAGACAGACAACAAAACAGGAAGCUGUAGACUUCAACACCCUGACAGCAAAAAAGUAACCAUACAAAGGGGUCCAUGCGGCUCCCUGGGCAUCAGCGUAGCAGGAGGAGUGGGUAGUCCCCAUGGCAACGUUCCUCUUUUUAUUGCUGCCAUGGAUACCAAUGGACUGGCCGCCAAAACAGGGAAAUUACAGGCAGGAGACAAGAUCCUUAGCAUCAAUGACAUAUCCACUGAGGGAAUGACUCAUGACCAAGCUGGAGCCUUGCUGAAGAACGCCACCGGCCCCAUCAGUCUGCAGGUGACAGCAGAUUUUGAUGGAUGCAGCACACAGGAUCACAGAGGCAUGCAUGUCGCAUCGUCAGGCCAACCGUGCAGCCUGACCUGCUUCCCCAACAGCCUCUGUCCUCGCAUGUAUAAGACCAUCACACUGGAGAGAGGCUCGUCAGGCCUGGGCUUCAGCAUUGUAGGAGGUUUUGGCAGCCCUCACGGAGACCUGCCAAUCUACAUUAAAACUAUCUUUAACAAGGGGGCGGCCAUAGAGGAUGGCAGGUUAAAACGUGGUGAUCAGAUCAUUGCUGUGAAUGGACACUGCCUGGAGGGUGUGACUCACGCUGAAGCUGUGGACAUCCUGAAAAAGACCAAAGGAACCAUAGUCCUCACUGUACUCUCCUGAGAAACGGCCCACCGUGUUCUAUUUUGAUCACAUUUGACUAAAAUAGCUCCACGGGGAUGUUGUUGUUGGAGACCUGCAACAUGCACAUAUGAGCAGGUACACACAGACAGUUAUGAGACAUUUCUGAAAGCUUAAAUGUAUCUGUGUUUAAUUUCAGGGAAGCUAACCUCUAACUGCAAACACAGCUCGGGUGUGUUUACAUGUAAAUCUUCUCUGAAGUCAUCUGCUUGUGUGACAUGAAUCUUCAAACCGCUGUCAUGAAUAAGCAAAAGAUUCUGCUCCUACAAAUAACUUACAAAAGAGACACUCACAUAAAUCAAGGGUUGUUUCUAGUAGUCCAGUGUGAACGUGCAUUAUCACUCAUAGAAACGCUCAUGCGUAAUAUUUAAGUUGCUGUCCUCAGAUCUUAUGAA